Molecule: messenger RNA, 4114 nt
Organism: Labrus bergylta (ballan wrasse)
Lineage: Eukaryota; Metazoa; Chordata; Actinopteri; Labriformes; Labridae
Gene: wdr35
Product: WD repeat domain 35
Biological process (GO): intraciliary retrograde transport; non-motile cilium assembly; protein localization to cilium
Cellular component (GO): non-motile cilium; intraciliary transport particle A
Molecular function (GO): protein binding
Source: RefSeq, a predicted model, not a curated record
CCAGGGGAGACGAAGGGAAGCUUAUGCGAGCUGCAGUCUACCAUAAACGUUACAUUUAAACAGGUUUUCUUUUUGCUAACAAUGUAAACCAUCAUUAUAGUCGGCAUUUUAUUGUACAAGGUUACAUUAAACUAUAACUGUCCUCGUUAUUUGGUUGCCGUGUCGUGUUUGGUAGAUAACUAGCUAAGCUAACGGUACAGGCUAAAAAGUUAGCUUACUCUACAUAUCACUUAAGGUUUAUGUCUCCUGGUGUCAACAAAUAUGACAACGCUAUAAGCAGUUCAUUUCGGAUCGUUAGAAGUCUGUAAUCAGGAUGUAUAUCUACCUCAGCAAGAAGAUUGCUAUCCCCAACAAUGUCCAUCUGAAAUGUGUCUCCUGGAACAAAGAUCAAGGCUUCAUUGCCUGUGGUGGAGACGAUGGCCUCCUCAAAGUGCUCAAACUUGAAACUCAGACAGAUGAUGCCAAACUUAAAGGCCUUGCUGCACCCAGUAAUCUGUCGAUGAACCAGACUCUAGAGGGGCACAGUGGAGCAGUGCAGGUGGUCACCUGGAAUGAACAGUAUGAAAAGCUGACAACCAGCGACCAGAACGGACUCAUCAUUGUAUGGAUGCUCUACAAAGGUGCAUGGUACGAGGAGAUGAUCAACAACCGGAACAAGUCCGUUGUGAGAAGCAUGAGUUGGAACGCUGAUGGUCAGAAGAUCUGCAUAGUGUAUGAAGAUGGAGCAGUCAUCGUAGGAUCUGUUGACGGAAACCGGAUUUGGGGAAAGGAGCUAAAGGGAAAUCAGCUCGCUCAUGUGGCGUGGUCGCCAGACAGCAAGAUCCUUCUCUUCGGCAUGGCCAAUGGGGAAGUCCAAAUCUAUGACAACCAAGGAAACUUUAUAAUGAAAAUGUCCAUCAGCUGUCUCACCAAUGCGACGGGAGCUGUCAGUAUCGCAGGUAUCCACUGGUACGCAGGAAGUGGGGGUUACGUUGAACCCGACUGUCCGUGUCUGGCUAUCUGUUUCGACAAUGGAAGAUGUCAGAUCAUGCGCUAUGAGAAUGAUGAAAACCCAGUGUGUUUUGACACUCAGAUGAAUGUGGUCAGCAUCCAGUGGAAUCAUUGUGGCAGUGUUCUGGCAGUGGCGGGAUCCCUCAGAGCCUCAAAUAUGGAUAAAGAAUAUAAUGCUGUGCAGUUCUACACACCAUUUGGAGAGCAUCUGAGAACCCUCAAAGUUCUCGGGAAGCAGAUGACAGGAGUUGCCUGGGAGGGAGGAGGGCUACGUAUUGGUCUGGCUGUAGACUCAUUCAUCUACUUUGCCAACAUAAGACCAGACUAUAAGUGGGGGUAUUGCUGCAGCACCGUGGUGUACGCCUACACAAAGCCAGAGCGACAGGAGUACUGUGUGGUUUUCUGGGACACCAAAAACAAUGAGAAGUUUGUCAAAUAUGUCAAGAGCUUGAUGUCCAUCACGACCUCGGGGGAUUUCUGCAUCCUAGCUAGCAAAGCAGAUGACACCCAGCCUCAGGAGGAUGCUGAGUUAGAGUCUGCAAGUCCUGCAAGGGUAAUAUACAAAUAUGUCCUGAUACUGUGCAACUCUAUUGGCACUCCACUGGACUCAAAGUACAUCGACAUCGAUCCACUGUUUGUCACCAUGACCAAAACCCAUGUGAUUGCUGCAUCUAAAGAGGCGUUCUACCUGUGGCAGUACAGAGUGGCAAAAAAGUUGACUGCUCUGGAGAUCAACCAAGUGACCCGAACUAAGAAGGAGGGAAGAGAGAGGGUUUAUCACAUUGACAUCAAUCCUUCUGGAGCCAGUGACAGUGGUCCAGAUUUUACAAAAGCCUUCACAGCAACUAGAGAUCCCAUUUGUUGUAUUACAGCAACAGAUAAGACUCUGAUUGUGGGCCGUGAGUCUGGCACCGUCCACAGAUACAGCCUCCCAAAUGUGGUUCUCAUCAACAAAUACACGUUGAACAACAGGGCCUACUAUCUGUCCUUAAACUGCAACUCCAGUCGUCUGGCCGUUAUCGACAUCUCGGGCGUCCUGACUCUGUUGGACCUGGAGGUUCGUGCCUCCGCAGAUGAUGGCGCAGGAAGCCAGGCGUCGGCGGGAGAUCCAUCCAAGUUUGAACGCAAGGAUGUGUGGGACAUGAAAUGGGCGAAUGACAAUCCUGAUCUGUUUGCCAUGAUGGAGAAGACAAGGAUGUAUGUUUUCAGGAACCUGGACCCAGAGGAACCAAUUCAAACAUCUGGAUACAUCUGCAACUUUGAGGACCUGGAAAUCAAAUCUGUCCUGCUAGAUGAAAUCAUGAAGGAUCCAGAGAGGCCGAAUAAAGACAACCUCAUCAACUUUGAGAUCCGCUCCCUAAGAGACAGCCGUGCUCUGAUUGAGAAAGUGGGGAUUGAAGAUGCCUCACAGUUCAUUGAAGACAAUCCACACCCAAGACUCUGGCGUCUGCUGGCUGAGGCAGCCCUACAGAAACUGGAUCUAAAGACAGCUGAGCAAGCAUUCGUCCGCUGCAAAGACUACCAGGGCAUUGAGUUUGUAAAGCGCCUGGGAAACCUGCAGAAUGAGCCCAUGAAACAGGCGGAGGUGGCAGCUUACUUCGGCAGCUUUGAGGAAGCAGAGCGGAUGUACCUGGAUAUGGAUCGCAGGGACCUUGCCAUCAGCCUCAGGAUCAAGCUGGGAGACUGGUUUCGGGUUCUCCAGCUGCUCAAAUCUGGCUCUGGCGGCUGUGAUGAUUCUCUGCAGGACCAGGCGUACAAUGCAAUUGGAGACUACUUUGCUGACAGACAGAAAUGGGUGAACGCAGAGCAGUACUACCAUCAGGGUCACAAUCAGGAGAGGCUGGCAGAGUGUUUCUACAUGUUAGAGGACUACCCUGGCCUUGAAAAACUGGCCGCUGGGCUGCCAGAGAAUCAUAAACUUUUACCGGAGAUUGGACAGAUGUUUGCCACUGUGGGCAUGUGCGAGCAGGCCGUGAACGCCUACCUGAAGUGUAACCAACCCAAAGCUGCAGUCGACACCUGUGUCCAUCUGAACCAGUGGAACAAAGCGGUGGAACUUGCCAGAACGCACAACAUGAAGGAGAUCAAAUCUCUUCUUUCCAAAUACGCUUCACAUCUCCUUGAGAAGAAUAACAUUUUAGAGGCGGUGGAACUGUAUCGAAAAGCUCACCACUUUCUUGAUGCAGCUAAACUCAUGUUCAAGAUAGCUGAAUCAGAGGCGGAGAAAAGAACUCGACCGCUGCGUGUGAAGAAGCUCUUUGUGCUGGCAGCACUUCUUGUGGAGGAUUACCACAAGCAGGUGAAGACAUCACAGCAGAGCAAAGCAAAGGGGAAGAAGUCUGAGGCUACGUCUGCACUUGCUGGGCUACUCGAGGAAGAUGCGACCUCUCCAGAUAACCGUUUCGUCGACAAUGCCUGGCGCGGAGCAGAAGCCUAUCAUUUCUUUUUGCUGGCUCAGAGGCAGCUUUAUGAAGGCUACAUGGAGAAGGCCAUGCGCACAGCCCUUCACCUGCGCGAGUACGAGGACAUCAUCCCAGCAGUGGAGAUCUACUCUCUGCUUGCCCUUUGCACCGCCACUAACCGGGCCUUCGGUACAUGCUCGCAAGCUUUCAUCAAGCUGGAGUCCCUAGAGAGUCUGGACCCUGACCAGCGGCAGUCUUAUGAGGAUCUGGCUCUGGAGAUCUUCACCAAAUACAACCCGAAGGACACCCGCCCAGUGGAGCGGGAAAGGUCAUCAGAGGGGUCGGAGGGAAAACUACCCACAUGCAUCGUGACAGGUCUGCAGAUUCAGGAGUACCAGUUCUGGAUGUGCAGCACAUGUAAACACUGCGCUCUAGAGCAGGAGGUCAGCAAAUACAACUUCUGCCCACUGUGUCACGAUCAGAUAUCAUGAUGCCCAAACGAUUAGGUAAACUUAUUAUAUAUAGAGAGAAACACAUUUAUAAGAUGUGUAAUGUUCUUCAGCUUACAUGUAUAUGUUUUAAAAAAAUAAUUAAAUUGCUUGUUAGUGAAGAACAGCUUCAGUAUAAGUCGCCUCAAUUUUCCGCUUAGUUUUCUGUGACUGCUUUGUUACCUAUUUUUAUAUGGAAGUAAACACUGAAUAAAAUCGGACAUGAAUACAACA